CCACAUACUUCAUUAUUACUACAGUUUGAUUGCUAUGUCCUAAAAGCAGGAAGACACAACCCUAACCCAUUACAUGUAUAUGAUACAAGCCCUCAUAAUUGUGUAUAUAUAUACAGAUCUCUUCUUAAUUAGAUUUCCUUAUUCGUUAACCAAAUUGCCCAAUCUCUCUCUCUCUCUCUCUCUCUCUCUGCAAUGGAGCUUCUUCACUCUGGAACAAUACCAAGCACCCAAAAACUAGCCAUAGUAGUAACCAUGGCCAUAGCCCUCUUCACCAUAAUCCCCCUCCUCUACCCUUUCAGAGCAAACCCUAACUUCUUCCCCAAGCAACCUCCGGCUCCAAGCACUUCUCAUCAUCAAACCAGACCCACGUUUCUAACAGAAGCUGCUGUCGAGGAGAGCAACUGCGACAUAUUCUCCGGGAAAUGGGUCCCGAACCCCGACACUCCGUACUACACCAACACGACGUGCUGGGCGAUCCACGAGCACCAAAACUGCAUGAAGUUCGGUCGACCAGACUCGGGUUUCAUACAAUGGAGGUGGAAGCCCGACGCCUGCGAGAUGCCGGUUUUUAACCCUUUUCAGUUUCUCGAGAUUAUGAGAGGAAAAUCCAUGGCGUUUGUCGGCGACUCCGUUAGCCGAAACCACAUGCAGUCCUUGAUCUGCCUCCUCUCUCGGGUGGAAUAUCCCGUGGACGUCUCGGACAAUUCAGACGAGUACUUCAAGCGAUGGAAGUACGAGACGUACGAUUUCACCAUCGCAGCAUUCUGGACACCACACUUGGUCCGAUCCACCGAGCCCGACCCCACCCGACCCCACCACUCCGGUCUCUUCUACUUACACCUCGACGAGGCCGACGACAAAUGGACGGCCGAGAUCGGAGAUUUCGACUACCUCAUCAUCUCCUCCGGCCACUGGCACUACCGACCGUCUAUCUUCUUCGAGGACAGGGCACUUGUAGGUUGUCACUACUGCCAGUUACCGAACUUAACGGAUCUAACGAUGUUUUACGGUUACAGAAAAGCAUUCAGGACAGCGUUUAGAGCGGUAUUGAACUCGGAGAGCUUCAAGGGCGUGAUGUAUCUUAGGAGCUUUGCUCCGUCGCAUUUCGAAGGCGGGUUGUGGAACGAAGGAGGGAACUGUCUGAGAAAGCAACCCUACAGAAGCAAUGAGAUGGAUCUAGACGAGAGGAGCAUGGAACUGUACAUGAUUCAGAUGGAGGAGUUUCAGGCGGCGGAGAAGGAGGCGAGGAAGAGAGGGAUGAGAUUCCGAGCAUUAGACAUGACUCAGGCCAUGUGGAUGAGACCGGACGGUCACCCAAGCCGGUACGGUCAUCCACCCGGAGCCAAUGUCUCGUUGUACAAUGACUGUGUCCACUGGUGCUUGCCCGGCCCUAUUGAUACCCUCAACGAUUUCUUGCUCGCCAUGCUCAAACGAGAGGGCCGAGGUUUCAAGACUCGAUCCAGUGAUCGAAAAAUGCUGUCCUGAUUCUUUCUAUCUUAAUUUAUU
Molecule: messenger RNA, 1506 nt
Organism: Tarenaya hassleriana
Lineage: Eukaryota; Viridiplantae; Streptophyta; Magnoliopsida; Brassicales; Cleomaceae
Product: protein trichome birefringence-like 19
Exons: 3
Coding region: 193-1485 (430 amino acids)
Cellular component (GO): Golgi apparatus
Molecular function (GO): O-acetyltransferase activity
Source: RefSeq, a predicted model, not a curated record